AUCUGCUCAGUAUCUAAAGAUGAAAGCCAUUGUUGAAGUCACCAUCUGUCUUAUUACAGUUUUAGGUUCUGUGAAGUCAGCUGAAGUAUUUUAUGGGAUUGAAGGUGGAAAUGUAAAGAUUGAUUGCCCAUAUCAACCUGAAUAUAACGACAAUAAAAAGUACCUGUGUCAUACUCGCUGGAUGCUAAUUAAUGCACUAAUCAGCAGUGGCGAGCCUGAGACCCUCGUUACUAAGGGGAGAUUCUCUCUGUAUGAUAACCGGUCAGCGAGUGUCUUCACUGUGACCAUCACAGAGCUGACACAAAAAGAUGCUGGGACAUAUUACUGUGGAGUUGAUAUAAAUUGGUCUACAGACAAAUACACUGAAGUGAAAGUGACUGUCAAUAAAGCUCCGAAAACCCCCCCCACCACAACUCGUGCCACACGCUCAAGUACCACCCCUUCCACCACUACUGUGAAGGGGAACACAGACAAUGGACAAACAAGGGAUUGUACAUCCAGCAGCCCUGCAGCUGACACACACUCAGAAGCAACAGCCAAGACUGCAACUGAGGAGAAAAUCACUGAAAAGGCUCCAGUCAAAACAGCUUACACGCACUCAGAAACAACACAUUCUUCUGCCACUGGGAAGAAAACCACUGAAAAGGCAACGGAACAAGCAGGUUUGGAAGUGAUCAUUGGUGGAGCACUUGGGGCGAUGCUGUUUGUCUUUUUGAUGACUAUAAUGAUAUACUGCUUUACAAAGAAGAAGGUCAACAAAUCUGUGGACAAGAGCGCCACUACUAAGAAUCCAGCCAGUGCUGUAGUACUGGGCACUAUUACCAACACUGUGUACUCGGAAGUAAUGAAUCCAGUGCACAGUGUUACUCCUAACCCUGUGUAUUCUGAAGUUAUGAAGCCAGUGCACAGUGUUACACCUAACUCUGUGUACUCGGAAGUAAUGAAGCCAGUGCAGGGUGUUACUCCUAACUCUGUGUACUCUGAAGUAAUGAAGCCAGUGCACAGUGUUACACCUAACUCUGUGUACUCGGAAGUAAUGAACCCAGUGCACAGUGUUACACCUAACUCUGUGUACUCGGAAGCAGCGGAUGUUACUCAAGCCAACGACAUUGUGUACUCUGAAGUAAUGAAAGUGACCUCAGACAGUGAUGUGGAGACCGUCUACUCCAAUGCGGGGUUUGAGGGCAAACACGACGCUAAGGAAUCGGCCGUGUAUUCUGUGAUCGAGCCUCAAGCGCAUUGAGAUGUGACCUUUGACCUGAGAAGGUGCAGCUCUGGUCCAUGACUGAACUCCUUUCCCAGCUGUUGGGUUCAUGAUGUAAAGAAAUCCCAUUUUUGUUAAUGUAGGCUUCCAAGAAUGUCUGAAUUGUUUUAUUCUAAUAACCAGGAAACUGGGGCUGUUAUUCAUGUAUUUAUUAAUAUAUAAUAAUACUCUGUUGCAGUAUAUUUUAAUGGCUCAUUAAAAAGUAGAUAACAGUAUAGCUUCAGUCAAGUCUAGGACAUCAUUUUGAUUUGGGUUUCAGUAAGACCCAAGCACCAGUGUUUUAUAAAAACUGUUUUAGGGUACAGCUUUAUUUCAGGCAGUUGGGGGAGCCCCCCUGCUCCACCCUUUUUUUCCCUCUGGACACUCUUCCUUAAAUGCGCUUUACUUGCUCUUUUCUACUUGCUAAUUAUAUCCUGAUGUAACUAUUACUGACACUGUUAUCUGCUCCAUUACUGAAUCAUAUUUUGUCAUACUUGUACUUACUAGAACCGAAGUCAUUGUAUUUAUCUUGCUCUUAAUUGUAUUAUUAUUACUGUGAUUCUUGAAAUGUAUUUUUGUUUAUGACUGUAAGUCGCCCUGGAUAAGGGCGUCUGCUAAGAAAUAAAUAAUAAUAAUAAUAAUAAUAAUAAUAAUAAUAAUAAUAAUAAUAAUAAUAAUAAUAAUAAUAAUUCUGGGGACCUCUUUGUUUUUAGGCUAUGCUGGCUUUUACUGGCUACAUUGUAUCUCAGGUAUGUCUCUGAUUAAAAUAAUGAAUAUAAUUUUUUUAAUACAAAAAUAGCAUAAUACGGUAUAGUAUUGUGUUAAAAAAAAAGGUUUGACCCCAAACUAUAAUAAAGAGAGAUAAUAUAAACACACUCUGUCAACAUCCCGUGUCUGUAUGUACGUGAUGCCACCCCCGCAGUGAAGUCAACUCUAUUGUCUUAAUAAAAAGUGUGCGCUGUGUAACUAUGCCUCUGAAACAAAAAUCAUUUUAUGUUGCAACAAAGCUGGAAACUAUAUUGAUCGUUUGAAACAAUUAGUAACGCAGGCAUGUCUCUGUCGUGAAUAUGGGCUGUCAAAAAGCACUCUGUUUUUUGUCUUGUUCAGCAACCAUGCGGCAAAGCAAAACUGAUUAAAGAAAAAGAAAAAAAAAACUUGAGGAUCUGAUGAACUUUUCAUGUCAAAUUUUUCAUGUUGGGUUGAUUUGGAAUAAAAGCUCAGGUUGGGGUUCUUGCAUGUUGGGUUAAGAUUUGGUGCACUUUGAAAUGAUUCACGUCAGAUUGAUUUUGAAUAAAAGUUCAGCUUCAAUUAAGGAUUUUUGCUUUUUAAGAACAUAAGAACAUAAGAAAAUGUACAAACGAGAGGAGGCCAUUCAGCCCAUCUUGCUUGUUUGGUUGUUAGUAUCUUAUUGAUCCCAGA
Molecule: messenger RNA, 2662 nt
Organism: Acipenser ruthenus (sterlet)
Lineage: Eukaryota; Metazoa; Chordata; Actinopteri; Acipenseriformes; Acipenseridae
Product: CMRF35-like molecule 8
Exons: 9
Coding region: 20-1243 (407 amino acids)
Source: RefSeq, a predicted model, not a curated record